Molecule: messenger RNA, 9276 nt
Organism: Chlorella variabilis
Lineage: Eukaryota; Viridiplantae; Chlorophyta; Trebouxiophyceae; Chlorellales; Chlorellaceae
Exons: 37
Coding region: 1-9276 (3091 amino acids)
Biological process (GO): DNA alkylation repair; regulation of DNA-templated transcription
Cellular component (GO): nucleus
Molecular function (GO): RNA binding
Source: RefSeq, a predicted model, not a curated record
AUGGGUGUCGUGAAUGUGAGCGGGCGCCAGUAUCGAGCGGCAGCAGGCGCAGGCUCCCAGCCAUACAUCCAGAAGCAGCCGCAGCAGCCGCUGUUGCGGGAUGGCAGCGCGGCGGAUGAGGUGGACGAGGCGUGGGGCGGGGAACCCGGCAGCGGCGGCAGCGGCGGUAGAAAGGAGCCGAGUCUGUUCCCGUACCUGAUUGGACAGAAGGGUCGCACCAGGCAGCGCAUCGAGCAGGACACGGGCGCCGAGAUUGCGUUCCCAAGUCGCGGGGACCAGGCAGGCCCGGGGGCCAGCCGCCCCGUGGUGGUGCGGGCGCCCAGUCGGGCAGCGGUUGCGCGUGCCUGCACGCAGCUGGAGCUUGCUGUCAGCCAGGCGCUGGAAGCCAGGGGUCCCAGGUCCCUGGACUACAACUACUUUUUGUGCCUGCCGCUGGCCAACCCAGACACCUCGGCCCGCCUGGAGGCCUUCCGCGACCAAGUGCUGGCGCAGCCCGACAGCGCGGAAGCAGGCGCGCCUGCGCAGCCGCCGCAUGGCACGCUGGCCCGCACGGCGGCGCCGCUGAGCAAGCUUCACCUGCACCUGACGAUCGCCAUGCUGAAGCUCGACGAGCGUCGCGCGCUGGCGCGGCAGACGCUUCACUCGCUGCAGCCGCGUGUGGCGGAGCUACUGGGGGGACAGCCGCUGCGGGUGCAGCUGCGGGGCUUAGAGUACAUGAACGAUGAUCUGUCGCAGAUGCAUGUGAUGUACCUGGGAGUGCGGGACGCGGCUGGCAGCCCCGGCGGGCUGCAGCGCGUGCAGCAGCUCUGCGCUGCAGUGGUGGAAGCCUUUGGGCAAGCAGGCUUGCUGCUGCCGCAGGACGACCGAGCCGUGAAGCUGCACGCCACGGUGAUCAACACGCGGUACCGGCACCGGGGCCAGGGCCGCGGCAGCGCCACAGGCGCUGGCCAGCAGCACCAGCAGCAGGGCCAGGGGCAGCAGCAGCACCAGCGGCAGGCGAUUGAUGGCCGGCUGCUGCUGCAGCAGCAUGCGGUCGUGGACCUGGGGGCGGUGGCGCUGCCUGCGGGCGCGGGGCGCUCCAUCGGGGCCCAGUACCCUCGCUUGUCUGCCAGGAGGCCCUCCAAGAUCAGUGAUUGCCAUCCGGAGCGGGGCAAGAGCUGCAUGGCCGCGCAUAAUGUUCCUUUCGCUGCGGCGCUGCUGCUGGCAGCCCUGGUGCUGGGUGCACACGCGGGCACCGCCCAAGCCGCAUUUAGCGCGCUGUGGGGGGAGAAUGGCGAGCUCUGGAAUGGCAAGUGUCCGCUGGGAGGGCAGCUGUUUGACUGGAGCUUUGCCGGCUACAAGCAGGGCAAUGAGCCGCUGCCCAGCCCUCCCAUCACUCGCUCCAUCAUGGAGUUUGACGACGGCAGCAUGAACGACACAGCCAUCCUCAAGGCCGCCCUGGACUGGGCUAACAGCCAGCCGCUGACAGAUGACUUCAUUGUGCUCUCCAUCCCUGCUGGCGAGUAUGUGCUGGAUGAGGUGAUGACCAUCACGCGCUCCAGGGUGGUGCUGCGCGGCGAGGGCAGAAACUCCACCGUCCUCUUUGUACCUAAGAGCUUGUAUGAUGUGUAUGGGCAGAACCCAGAGGAGAAUGCGCCUCGCGGCUAUAUCAACAACGGCGGCUUCAUCACGAUCCAGGGCACCAAGAACAAGGGAGCCUUUGUCGCUGAUGUCAUCGCGCCUGCCGCGCAUGGCGACACCGUGAUCACGCUGAGCGACACGUCCGGCCUGGAGGUGGGCCAGUACGUUGACACUGCCUGGACAGAUGUGGACGGGAACUUCAACACCCUCAUGUUUGACAACCAGUGGCGUCCCCCGGCGACGUAUGAUAACUCCACCCGAGUCAGGUUCGCAUCCAGGAUACAGGCCAUCGAUGGCAACAUGGUCACCCUUGAGCGCCACCUGCCGUACGACAUCAUGCCUGGAAUCGACACGGCCCAGGUGUUUAGGCAGCCAGACACGGUGGUGGAGAGCGGCGUGGAGGGCCUGACUUUUCAUUUCGAGUGGGAGCCGUAUGCGGGGCACCACCUGGAGAGGGGCUGGAACGGCGUGCACAUCAGAGAGGCGCGCGACUGCUGGGCGCGCGACAUCGGCACCAUCAACGCCGACAACUCUGUGCUGGUCAGCCACUGCACCGCCAUCACGGUCAAGGAUGUGAAGAUCGAAUUUGAGAAGUCGAGGGAAAACUUUGAGCCCAAUGUGCUGAACGAGCCCGCCAACUUUGAUGGACACUGGGGCAUCCAGCAUGAGCACUCGUUCGAUGUUCUGGCCGACACGUGGCUGAGCACCGGGAACCUGGCGCACGACAUUGGCACCGGCACCGGCGGGAAGUGGGGUGUGUACAUGAACGGCAAUAUGAAGGAUCGCGGUAACUUGGACUUGCACAGGGCGCUGUCUGGCCCCACCCUUUACACCAACAUUAAUGUGGGGCUGGGCGUUGAGGCUCUGAUGAGCGGCGGCCCGCCUAGGUCCGGGCCCAAUGCCCUGGCCGGCACCACCUGGUGGAACAUCAUGAGCACGCAGCCGGUGGACCCCAACAAGUCGAAUGGAACCGCUGGGGACUGCUCCUAUGGACCAGUCAUCAACCUGGUGGGCGUGGACAUCAAGCCCAACAAGGUGGACCAGAUGUGCCCCACCUGGUUUUAUGAACGCGACCCCACCAUCCCUCCCAAUCUGUAUGAUGCGAUGGUGCAAGGCCCAGUCAGAGGGCUGCUGAGGCUGUCCAUCGGUGCAGUCAGCUGGAGCGGCUCUCGACCCCCAGUGCACCCGGAGGAACAGCUGCAGGCGCGAAUUGCCUGGUGGGGCGAUGCCAGCGGCGGCGAGGUGCUCCCGCUGCCAGGCGGCGCCGCCGCCGACGCCGCUGCCGCGGCGUUCCAGCUGCGCACGGGACCCAAGUACUUCACACGCUACAUGCGAGACAUGGGGUGCUUGUCCAUCACCGUCGAGGCUGCGGGCCGUGGCGGUCGGGCAGCGGCGGCGGUCGCCACCGCUUCUGUGGGCCUGCUGGCAUUGGACGUGCAAGCACCCAUCAGCGGCAGCUACCCGCUGGUGCUGGCGGCGCCUGCACACCCCGCCGCAGCUGCGGCUGCGGGCUGCAGCAGCGAGGCGAUUGUCGGCAGCCUGCUGGUGCGCCUGGAGCUUGAUUAUGGCGGCGGUGGCGGCAUUGGCGGCAGCGACCCCGCCGCCCUGCUGACUUCAUUUGAGCUGAACGAACAUCUGGCCAGCAUCAGCACCUGUGGUGCAGGAGCUGUGUCGGAUGCAGACAAGACAGACGGAGCAGCACCACCUCUGAAGGAGGCAGCAGCUGACGAGCCGCCAACGGCGCUGGGAGGGCCGAGCGUGUGCACUCGGCUCGCAUCUGUGCUGCAGGACAGGGAGCUGGUGGCAGGAGCGGUGGAGCAGAUUGCGUGCAUCAGUGCAGACGCGGCAAGUCAGCAGGGCAGGGAGCAGGAGCUUGACCAGCAGGGUUGGCAGCAGCUGCUGCGCCUGCUGCUCCCGACUGCCAGCCAGCAUCAGCUGGAGUACGCGGCUGCCAUGCUGCUGCCGUUUGUGGGCUGCCGCGCUGCUGACCAGGUGCAGCAGGCGCGGCUUUCGCUGCCAGACCUCCAAGCAGCAGCGGCGAAUUGCUGUGCCGUGGAGCGCCGGUUGCAGCAGCUGCCCGCAGCAGAGUCGACUCGCAGCCUGCGACCGCUGGCGUUUGCGCUGGGCAGCCGAUCCCUGGACUUGGCAGCGGCAUUUGUGGCAGCAGAAGAGGAGGUGCUGCCGUAUGCUGAGCUGGGCACGCUGCUGCAGCGCCUGCACCCAGCGGCAUCAGCGGACGAUGCUCGCUGCCUGCUGGCCCUGCUAGCGGCGGCUGACGGCAGAUCUGCUUGCGCCGGCAACCACCCUGGUGCUGGGAUCACCCUGCCUGCUAUCAAGGCAGCCCUGACAGCCAUUCAGGAUGCGCAGCAGUUUCCGACUGCCGACGAUUCGGAGCGGCAGCAGGCAGCAACAGCUGCUCGACGAGCCAAGGAGUCGGCUGCCGCGGCUGCGGCAGUCGUCACAGAGCAGCGCGCGGCAGCAGGAGCAGCGGCCAGGGCGGCCCCACCACAGCAGGCACCAGGGAGAGAGCGAAAGAUGGCUGUCGUCAGCCGGCUGAAGAGCCAGCAGCAGCGCCGCAGGAGCGGCAUCGAGGAUGGCGGCUCUGGUGGCAGCCAGCAGAGCGAGGUGCCUGUUGUGGAGCCAGCACCUCAGCAAGUGGAAGUGCUGCCGAGGCAGCAGCCGUCGGCACAGCAGCAGGGCCCUGUGCUGCAGCUGAUCCAGCAGGCAGAGCAGCUGAAAGCGGCCUUGGAGCAGGCAGCAGGCAGUGGCAGCUGGGGAAGGCACGAUGGCAGCCUGUCCGCUGCCACAGCGGCGUUAGUGGCAGCUGCCAAGGCGCUGCGGCUAGAGGGGGAGCGUGACCUGCCGAAGCACCAUCACGUGCCCACCGCAUCAGAUGCAUCUGCAGCAAGAGGUGCCCCGCAGGAUACAGCCCCAACCACCGCCUCCUCAGCGCUGGAUUCUUCUGAUCCCGAGUCGGAUGCAGAGGAUGCUCUGCUUGAGUCUCUUUUCUUCCGGCAGCAGCACCAGCCCCUGCUGGCCUCUGCCGCAGCCUGCACAUCCAUGCUGAAGGCAGACGACUUGGCAUGUCAGCAGCAGCACGUGGCAGCGAGCCAGCACCUGGAGCAGCAGCAGCAGCAUGUGCUGCGGGUGCAGCUGCUGCCUGCAGAGGUUUCUGGCAGCGGUUCCUGCGGCAGCAGUGUGCGCUGCGUGAUCAAGCCCAUGUGUGGCAGUGGCCAUCCACAGCAGCUGUCGUUGCCUCUGGCUGCCAGCGGCACCGCAGGCUCGGACAGCGCAGCAGCCUGUUAUGCCGAGGUCCCCAUGCCAGCCACAGCAGGCUCGGUGGGAGCCCCGGGUCUACAGCAGCAGGGCGGCAUGCCAGUGCCCGCGGUGCCGCCAUAUCUGUUUCUGGAGUUGUGGCGGCACAGCGGCAGCCUGCUGGGCGUCGUCAAGGUGCCGCUGCUGCAGCCCUCGUGGUGCGCCACAGCUGGUAGCCCUCCAUCGGCCGAUGCUGGGAGCAAAGGAGCCAGCUUCCAGCCCUGCAGCAGUGGGCAGCCGCCGGUGCGGUUGCCUGCGGUGGUGGCAGAGGGGCGCCACGCCAUCAGCGACAUUCUGGAGGGGCGCGAGGCGGGCAGCCUCUAUGUGGCCGCCGUGCUGCAGGAGCGAGGCUCGCCACCUUUGGCCCCAGCCGUGCGCCACCGCUUUGGCGUGCGCAUCCGCAGCGCGCACCGUCUGCCGAGCGCCGCCGCCUAUGCUGGAGCUGGGCUGCGUGCCCCGGAUGGCCGCUUGCUGCGCUACAGCUUCCCAGGAGAGCCUGACGCGCUGCAAACCAAGGAGGUGCCCUGCUGCAGCAACCCCUGCUUUGAGGCCACCGCGCAGCACGAGAUGGUGCUGCCUGCCACGCAGAGCAUCCUCCCGCUGCUGCAAGACGGCCUGCUCCGGUUUGAGCUGCUUGACUGCUGGGCAGACCAGCCCCAGCAGCGGCGGCGCCAGCAGCACGGCUGGGCGCUGCUGCCGCUGGCGGAGCUGGCUGGACUGGCGGGGGAAGCAGAGCGCAGCAGCGGCGGUGCCAGGGAGGCAAGCAGGGUUCUGCUGCUGCCACUCUGCACUGAAUACGACUCUCCCGCCGAAGCAGCGGCAGCAGCAGCAGCAUCAGGCGGUGGUGGGGCAGCCCAGGCUGCAGCAGCGGCAGCAGCAACCCGUGGCCCAUCCCUGAAGAUUGAGCUCAGCUACGCGGCACAGCUGUGCACCACACCGGUCGCAGAAGCGGCAGCAGCGGCGGUAGCAGGCACAGGAGGGGAUGCCGCUCCGCCAGCGGCUGCAAAGAAGGCAGGUCAUGCUGCUGGAGCCUUCGACAGCGGCAGCGGCGCCGACUCAGAUGGGGAGAACAGCUUGGUGGCAGCCAACAAGUCUGAGCUGCAGGCCUCAGCGCCGCCGCUGCAGACUCCCUUCAUCCCACAGUCCUUCUGUCCCACCUGGCAAGCAGCCCACAGCUACCAGCUGCACCUGACGAGCCGCAUGCUCAAUACGCUGGCAACACAGAGCGUGCGGGUGGAGGUGUGGCAUCGCUGCCCCAGGGGCGGAGCGGCAGGGGCCAGCGGUCAGCGGGAGUUGCUGCUGGGUACCGGCAGUGCUCCCCUGUUGGACGUGCUGCGCAAGCAGCAGGCAGCGGCGCUGCUGCCACCGGCCCUGCACACCUCGCUGCUUCAGCCACCGGGCGCUGACUUUGUCGGGCAGGCUGCGGUGGUCGCUGUGCGGCUGGAUCUGCUGCUUCCGCCAAGCAGCGCCAGCAGCACCAGGCCCAAAGCGGAUCGAUAUUAUUGCCGCUACAGCCUGUCGGGCAGCCUGGCCAGCAACGUCACUGCGGCCAGGGUGCUCACAGCGGUCGGCGGCGCAAGCAGCUUCCCAAGCCGCAGCAGCAAGAGCAGCGGCGGCAGCACCGGCCUGGGCCAAACGGCUUCAGGGGAGCAGGGGAAGCAGCGGCAGACGUGGGGUGCCAAGCUCAACCACCGAGGAUUUUUCGAGGUGCGCGCUGGGCCAGCCCUGGUGGCGGCGCUGCUUCAUGCUCCCCUUCACGUCCAUGUCUACAAGCAGCCUGCAGCCAGCAGCAGCAGCAGCUCAGCAACAGCCCCGGCAGCCAGCCGGCCUGGCGUGCUCGUGGGCAGAGCUGACGUUGACCUCUCCCCUCUGCUGUGGAGCGGCAGCAGCUCCAGCGCCGUUAACGGCCCCGACAGCAGCGCCGAGCAGGGACUGGAGGAGAAGCGCCGCGUGAGCGGCCUCUAUCCUCUGGUGGAGGGCGCUGCCGCCUCGCAGGGUGGUGCCAGCCUGGCAGCUACCGUGCAGCUGCAGCUUCUGCCUUUGGCUACAGCAGCGGCGCAGGCUGCGGCUGCUGCGGCUGCUGGCGCCGACGCUUGCUGCGCGGCCUGGCUGCUGGAAGGGAGUGGAGGCGACCAGAUGCAGCCGACAGAGGGCCGCCAUCUGGGCUCCGCCAGCAGCGCUAGCAGCUGUGACAGUGAAGAGGAGGCAGCUAACCUUGGGAGGCAGCAGGGGCACUUCUCUCCUGAGCCACAACGGCAGCAGCACAAGGUGGAGUUGGAUGCAUCUUCUUCAGACGAUGAGGAGCUGCUGCAACGCUGCCACCUGCUGGUCGCCGGCAGCGCUGCCCGCAGCAACAGCCCUAGUACCCUGCCCAAAGCCACUGCUGUUCAGCGGCAGCAGAAGGAGCAGCAGCCAGCAGACGCCCGCGAGGGGCAGCCCGGGCAGGAUGCCCAGCAGGCAGCUGCGGGCUCAGCCGGCGGGUGUGCCGCAAGCCAGCCGCCAUCACUGCCGCCUGCCCAGCAAGUGCAGCAGGAAGGCGGUGCAGGUGCAGCCCCAGGCAGCGAGGAACCUGCAGCCACUGUGCGUGAGCAGGGCGAGCAGGCGCAGGUGUCAGAGCCAGAGGGGUCGCUCCUGGUACAGAUUGAGACUGCCCUGCACCUGCCAGCAACAGCCUCACCUGCUAGCAUCAUAGGCCCAGCUAGUGGGGAGGCCGGCAGCGACCACUACCGCUCGUUUGUUCAGGCAGUGUGGGGCCCGCAGCGGCAGGUGCGGCAGCGCACGCCUGCUGUCCCGGUACAUGUGUUGGAAGCUGCUGACCUUGGCGGCACAGCUGUUUGGGGCAGUGCAGAGUUGGAGCUGCCAGCAACUGCUGUUUCGUGGGCGGCCAGCAGUGGCAAUGGCAGCCGUAGCGGCGACGGUCCCACGCUGCUGCUCAAUGUCUGGACCACGCGUGCGUCUGCCAGCAGCAGUGCCAGCGGCAGCACAUCGGCGGCAGCAUCCGACAGCCUGAUUGGCACCGCAGCCGUGGACUUGAGCCUGCUGCCCUCCCUGGGCUCCCUGGCAGGCUGGUUCCACAUUGUUGGGUCAGACCAACAGCAGCGGGGGCAGAUCAAGGCGGCUGUGAGGGCAAACAGCACUCUGCGGAGCCAGCUGCUGCAAGCGGGCCUGGUAGCUGCAGCCGCUCCUUCUGAAACAGCAUCUGCGCCAUCAGCAGCAUCACCAGCCGCAGCAGCGGCGGGGGAGGCUUUGGCUUCAGCUGCCCUUCCCGCAGAGCAGCAGAUCGAGCCGAAGCAGGUUGGCCUGAACCUGAUGCAGCAGCUGCAGGUGCAGCUGAAUGAGCUGGACCUCCUUUCGCAGCGCUUGGCUUCGGAGCCACCCUCCGCGCAUGCAGCGGCAGCCGGGGCACAGCUGCCCUCGCCAGCAGCCUCUUCCACUGCCUCGGCCCAGAGGCCGCAGCAGCCACAGGGCGCGGCGCAGGUGGUGGCUGCUGCCGCCGGUGCCUAUGAACUGGCAGAAUCAGAGGGGGAGGAGGACGCGUGGCCGCCCUUUGAUGCUCGCCAGAUGGGCAAUGCCUGGAGCGGCAGCCACAGCGAUGCCGACAUCCCUCUGGACCUGGUCGAUGUGGCUUUCGAAGGGGCGGUGAGCCCAGGCUACAGCGAUGAUGAGGCGGAGGAGCAGCGGCCCAGGGCGGCCAGCCGGCCUGCGCUGCUUCUGGAUGACGACUGGAUGUUCAGCAUCAGUAGGGCACCGCAGCCUGCUGCGGACCAAGCGGCAGCUGCAGAGGGCACGGGUGCGGCAGCUGGCGUGGCCGGCAGCUCCAGGGAGGAGGAGGCGCUGGAGGAGCAGGAGCUGCAGCAGCCGCGGUGCUCCAUUGUCUUCCGCAACGUCAUUGCCCAGGGCGGCGCUACCAUGCCUCCCAGCAGCGCUCUCCCUCGCGUGGCGACAGCGCCGGCCAGCCGGCCGCCGCUGCCGGUGGUGCAGCUGCCGCCACCGCGGCAGGAGCAGCAGGAGCAGCAGCCGGCAUCGUCGCCACCUGCGCUGCCUACCCGGCUGCCCUCGCUGGCUGGAGAUUGGAUGUUUGGCAUUCGCCGGCCACAGCAGCCGGCUGCCAGCAGCAGCGAUGGUUGGGGUGCCGAGGUGGCGCCUGCUGAGCCAGCACCAGAGUGUGGGCAGUUUGCUCCCAUGCAGCAGCUGGGGCAGGCGGCCUCGGUGCCAGCCCUGUCGGGGCGGCAGCAGCGCCAGGGGCAGUCUGCAGGGGCAGCGACAAUCGACGAGGUGUUGGAGCAGCUGCAGCAUGGGCGGACCACGGCCCCUGGCAGCAGCACAGCUGCCAGCGGUUGA